AUGCCAGAUGCACACGGCAAGGAGGUGGGGCUUGUCUCUGGCGACAACGAACAAAUGGUGGGCUCAGCGAGUCUGUGCCCCCAUCCGUCAGUUUCAAAGCAGACUAUGCGAAGCACAAGAAGUACGCAAAGAAGCUCCCGACAUGCCAGCAGGGAUUCCGAAGUGAAGCCCAGAGCUUCUACGUCACCGAGAUUCUUCCGCACGUUUACGCAAAUCGACAGCUCACUGCGCUAUGCUGCAUCGGCCAUUACGGCUUCGCGGGCUCGACGGCGCUUUGCUUCUCUUCGAUGGCGGGGGGAGUCAUCCGAGGAUGUAAAUGCCAGUUGCAUCGAGCGAAUCGUCGAGGCUGUGAGCUUCGAUUGCUUCUUUGCGGUUCUGGUUCUGCUGAACUGUGCAUUCAUUGGUAUUGAAGUGCAACAUGCCAUCGAGCAGCCGGAUUCCACACCGGUUGAAUUCUAUGUUGUUCAGUACAGCCUGGCUUUCAUGUUUACAUUGGAGCUUUUUAUGCGGCUGUGUGCAUAUGGCUGUCGAGAAUUCUUUUGUGGAGAAGACUGGCUUUGGUCCUUGCUGGAUGCUUUCAUUGUAGUGAGCUCGAUCUGGGAUAUUGCACUGGAUUUGAUAUUCCUAUGGGAUGCCUCGAGCACGGGCGCCGCCAACCCUGACAAUCCGGUCUCAAGCUUAAGAGCCCUGCGGAUUUUGCGGCUGGCCCGGAUUGUGAAGGCAGUUCGGUUGAUGCGUGUCUUCCGCUUCGUCAGAGCGCUCCGCACCUUGAUCAGCUCCAUAUUCCAUACGCUGAAAUCUUUGUUUUGGGCAUUGAUGCUUAUGGUCCUGAUCGUCUAUGUUUUCGGUGUGCUCUUCAGUCAGGCAGUCAACAGCUACCUCGUGGACCCAGAGAAUCCUCCCAUGCCGGACAUGGCUUUCGAGGCCGCUCAGAGGCACUACGACUCGCUUUGGGGCACCAUGGUCAGCCUUUUCAUGUGUAUCUCCGGCGGGACGAACUGGGAGAAUGUGCUU
Messenger RNA from Symbiodinium necroappetens, 1014 nucleotides. NCBI's taxonomy places the organism in Eukaryota, Dinophyceae, Suessiales, Symbiodiniaceae. The record is from the annotation of a GenBank genome assembly.